UAGACAAGCAAGCAAUUUUAAGUCCUCACCUUGGCCUCUGGGAAAUUGUGGUUGACAUGUUCCAGCAAAACUAUUACCAAACUAUUUAUCAGUCAGUUUAUGAAAUACUUUAUAACAAAAUAAACCUUUUUAAAAACCUUUAGUUGCUGCCAUAAAAAAGUGAAAGAUACGACAAGUGAGUCAAACAUACUUGAAAAUGCGGCCAAUAAAACAUUGAUGUACUUCAAUUUCUGUUCACAUAUCUGCCAACAAUAUAUUUGCCAAAACUUGGAUAGGCCAAUAUCAUCAGCUCACACUCACGCUGGAGUAAACUCACCCACUCAUUUGCAGUACAGCUGAUAAAUAUGAUGCUUAUUGACAGCCAAUAGCACACGCACCACACACAUACAGAAGCAUGUGUGGGCAAUUGGGAAUGCUAUUAAUACACAUUAAAAGCACGCACACACACAAGCCACACACUCAUAAAAACAAGUGGUGUGAUGCUAAUAAUAUAUUGAGAAACAGCAAUUCAACUCAGUGUCCCAAAGCACAUGUGCUUUUGCAUGUUUACUGACAAAAACACAAGUGGCUACUGACAGGUGACACUAAAAAUAAACCAUCAUGGUUACAUGUAGUGAAACUUGCACAAAGAGCCACAGUGCUCCUUCAAAAAGAAACAAAUGGGCGCUAAUAAUACAUCGGUACCAACACACGCCAGCGCGGGUACAAGUGUACAUGCACCCUCAACUGUCGCACGAGCAGAUCCUACUUAUGCAAACACAAAGACCUGCUGUGUACACUCAAAAGAAACAACUGCAAGCUAUUAAUAUCUCGGCACGUAUAGGACGGACACGCACAAGGACACACUCGUAUGGAUGCGCACACAUACGGAGAUUGAUACUCCAGCUGCUCGGAAGCAGAGGGACAGAAUGUCCCUAACAGCUGUGGAUUCCACUAAAUGUAAGGACGGGGGAGGAACGGAGACAACGAUGGAGAGAUGGAGAAGGUGGCCAGCUCGGUGGAGUAGCUGUCAUUAAAUUGAUAUUGUGUGUGUGUGUGUGUGUGUGUGUGUGCGUGUGACUGGGUUUGGUAAUACAUAACUCAGUGUCAGCCUGGUGAACAUACAUUUAUUUACACUCAGUGUGCAUGGUUACUAGAAACAGCAUUAAUAGUCAUUUGUAGUUAAUUUGUUUGUAGUUCGCGUGACAUUUUGUCUCUGAACUCGUGCUCUUUCUGCUUUGCUGCAAAUCUAACCAGCCAUAAACCUCAAGUCUGCUUCCAGUGUUUAUGUAUACAAAUAGUAGGUAGCACUUAACCUGAUGUGUGACUUCCAUACGUAACUCCAUUCAACAGCACCGUGGAAUUCACUCCAACAAUAAACAAAGCACAUUUUAGGGCCACAGUGUGUGUGUGUAUAAAUACUGCUAAAGGACAUCUGCAACUCUCAAGCUGCAAAAGUGAACCAGUGAAGCCAGUCAACUAAAAUAGCAACUUCUGCUCGUGUAAAUGAACCAAGAGGAUGUUAUGGUGCAGACUAACUUUAGAAACAGGAAGUCGCUGUUUUUGUGUGAGUGUGUCUGUGUGUGUGUGUGUUUGCGCAGGUGUGUGUGCAUGCGUGUGUGUGUCAGUGAUUCAGUGUUUUGCUGCAGAAGGCACACAGAAAGAGGAUGAUGGUUGUGAAACGAAAAUAUGCUAUUACAGAAACCAGAAGUUUCUUUCCUGCUUAUUUUUAGCACCGCAACGCUCAAAUGUGAGAGACAGAAGUACACACGCACACAGAUCUUAUCUCGAUACAGUUCUCCUUAUUUUUAAAAGCGUUCAAGGUUUUAUCUUAUAAAUAGCAUUUCUUUUCAGUUUUAAAAUAUGUAUCUUGCCUUUUUAUGAGCACGAUCGAUGAAUAGCAGACCAUGGAAAGCAAUGUUGGCUAAAAAUACCUCUACCAUUACACUACUUCUUUAUAACGUGAUGUUGAAACAACUGCAAACUGUAAAUGUCCUCUUCAAGUGCAGUCCUGGUAGGACGAGAGGAAGCAAUCAGCAACUUUUUAAACCCUUCAGGGGCAUUGUGGAACAUGUGUCUCAGGGAAGACACUUUGUGUAUAAAGUUAAUAUAAUUUAGAUACGUAUGGUUGCUGCAGCCUGGUCUUUACUUCUUUAGGUAAAGAUAUACCACAGGUGCUUCUUUUUUGUUUAGCUGAGAAGUAACACUGACUUCCUGAUCAUUUCCUUUCUGUCGAGGGAGCUGACUUGUUUGGUAAUUGUGUGUGUGUGUGUGUGUGUGUGUGUGUGUGUGUGAGAGAGAGGGUGUAUAUCAUUUGAGUCCCCACCACCACUAACACCACAGACCCGCUGCUCCAGUGAUUGAUUUCCUUUGAAAACAUUCUUCUGGUAAUACAUACUGUUCUGCUACAACGGGGUAUUUCCUGUCACAUUGGUUAACAAUUUUUAAUUGUUAUAUUUCAGAGAUUACGUUGUCUGACAUCGCAAGGCUUCCUUGAGUUACCUGCUGAGGUAGGAUUCCAGUGGCACAAGAAUUGUGCCAAUUGCAGGCCUCAUUUUUUUACAGGAGGCUUAUCUGUGUUUCCCUGUCUCUAUUAUGAGCUGUACAAAUAAUCAUGCAAACUUUGAAUUUUCACAGAAACUAUAUCUCUGCUUUUCUCUUGUACACACAUACUAGAAUGCAUGGAAACAUAGCUGUCCUCACAAACAAAUAGUGUUGUUAUUAUGAAUUCUGUAUUUCGUUAUCAAGCAGGACAACAGAACUGAAACUACUUGGCUUAAACUGUAUGAUAUUAUCUCGUACUAUAAAUAGUUCUGGUCGUAUUAACUCCCCAUAUGUUUUUUGUCAUGUUCCACUGUGUGCAAGUCUCACUUGACCUAAGAAAUAAGAGCGUGGGAGUGUUUUCCUCUUAAGAGGAAUUCUGUCAACCCCGUAACGCCUUCAUGGACAUGAUUAUUCCUCUCUCUAAUAACACUGCCUGGGUCUGUAAAACGUACUGUGAGGCUCCUGCAGGAGGGAACUUCAGUAGGACUUGUGUGCCACAUAUAUGGAGCUUUGUUUUGAGCUCUUUUUCAGCUGCUGAACAUUUCUGAUGAUGUAUUUUCUGUAGUACAGUUCCAUGUCCUUCCCUCCCUCCCACUGUCUCUCUACCCCAGAGGGAGGAAAGGUGUCUCUUUCCAUACUGUGUCUGUCUAAGGCACCGAAACAUUCAUCACCAUGUUUAAUGGUUUCAGGUUUCAGUCGCAUCGACACGUGAAAAUAAUAUCAAGUUAUCUGUGAGCUUGCGUAUGUUGUCGUCUCGUUGUUAUGGUGCAUCACAAAACCCGAGAAAAACUUAGGAUGAUGUUUCCUCACUACCAGUUAUCAUUAACGUUCCUGUUAUGUUCUAUAGAUCACACCAUCAGGCCCGUCUUGUGCCAUGGAUGCUACAGUUAAACCAUUUGAGUUGAAAUUGGAUGUGAUCACCAGCAAUCAGGUUUCAUUAGCCAUACAUGGGGAGCAGCCCAUGGACCUAAGUGUGACCCAGAGGUUGUUACAUCCAGGCCUAGAUUCGGCCAUGCUGGCCCCCCGCCCUCCCUUCUUCCUCGGACCCCUGACCUCUCAGCAUUGCUCUCAGUUUUCCCAGCAGCACUUGCAGUACAACAUUGAACAAAGGCAAAGAGAGAUGGAGCAGGAGAAAAGAGAAGAGCUACAUCAGCUCAUACGAAAGAGUAAAAAUGAGCAGAGUGCCGUAGCCAGUCCUCUGGUAAGGCAGAAACUUCGGGAACACAUAAUUAUGAAGAGCCAGCCUGCCCAUGACAGGGUCACUCCCAACCACAGCAGUCCCACACCAGGAUACAGGCUCCCGGUUCCUGACUUGUCCGCAACGUCUCAGCCUACAGCGUGUGACCAGCGCAAAGACCUUGCUCUGCGCAGGACAGUCUCUGAGCCCACUCUGAAGUGGAAGUUAAAGAAGCUCAUCAGUACCAGGCCAAACCCGCUGCAGCGUAAGAUCAGCGCCCCUCCCUCAGUCAAGCACAGGACAGAAACUCAGGACUCCUCCCCGAGCAGCAGCAGCACCCCAGCAUCAGAGUGCAGCUCACCCAACGACAGCCUCCAUUCGGAUAAUGGGCACCUGCCAGUGGCACAUGAGGCACAGAGGUUGCUGGCUCAUUUCAACUCACCUCCCAACCGCACUGCAAUGCCCAACAUCACUGCUGGACUUCCUGCUCAGGCUGACCUCCGAGUAGCCAGGCCGUUAGCAGUAUCUGCUCUGCAUCAGGUCUACCUGCCUCUGGAUGGAAGCAGUCAAGCCCUGACUCAGCGCCUGCAGCCUGUGCUCAUACUGGAACCACACACCGGACUGGUGCCUUCCCAGCUUGUCUCUCUUCAUGGUUUGAGCUCCAUUCCUCUGCAGCAGCAGCAGCUUCACCUGUCCUCCUCCACCAGAAGGGAAGGCGUGGUUACCUUGCACUCCCACAGACCUCUGGAGCGAACACGCUCAGAGCCUCCACCCUACAGCCACUCACCCCUUACUCUGUAUGCCAGCGGUCACUCACACAUCCAGCACCAGCUGACCCAGCAAUACCACAAGAGCGGGCUGGAGAGGUUCAAGCACAAUGCACAACUGUGCAAGAUCCCAUUGGAGGACAUGGACCUGGAGGAGAAUGGAUCAGAAUCAGGGUCAGGGCCUGGGUCCGUGUGCGAUUCAGAACCAGGCUCUAUGUGUGAGGAUGGCUACCGCAGGAGACAGAGCACUGCCAGCACAGACUCAGUUUAUGGCACAGAAUCCACUACCUCCUCACGGGACAGCUUGAUCGAGGCCUCACAUUCACUUAGUCAGAGGCAGGUGAACCUUCGAUCAGGUCUCCAGCUGGACCCCCUUGCUGUGCCUGCCCUAAUUUGGCCUCAUCAGCCUCUGUUUCGGACCCAGUCUUCCCCAGCCUCCACUUCCCUGCCUCCUCCUCCACAUCCACCCACAACCAUACCUUCCCUGUCACUGUCCAGCACCGCAGCAGAUGUCCAGCUACGCUUCACCACAGGACUGGUUUAUGAUGCUCAGAUGCAGAAGCACCAGUGUACCUGUGGGGACAACAGCCGCCACCCUGAGCAUGCUGGGAGGGUCCAGAGCAUCUGGUCCAGACUGCAUGAAAGAGGUCUCAGGAGCCAGUGUGAGCGUAUCCGCAGCAGGAAGGCCACUCUAGAAGAGCUGCAGUCAGUCCAUUCAGAGAAACAUGUGCUUCUGUUCGGAACAAACCCACUCAACCGCCUCAAGCUGGACAACCGCAAGCUGGCUGGAAUCUUAUCUCAACGGAUUUUUGUGAUGUUACCAUGUGGAGGAGUUGGGGUAGACAUUGAUACCAUCUGGAAUGAACUUCACACGUCAGUAGCUUCCCGUAUUGCUGCAGGAUGCGUCACAGACCUGGCACUGAAGGUGGCACAAGGAGAGCUGAAGAAUGGCUUUGCAGUGGUGAGGCCUCCUGGACACCAUGCAAACCACUCCUCCCCUCUGGGCUUCUGCUUCUUCAACUCUGUGGCCAUCGCUGCCAAGCAGCUUCAACACAAACACAACGUCAGCAAGAUCCUCAUCGUGGACUGGGAUGUUCACCAUGGAAACGGCACCCAGGGAGCCUUCUACAAUGACCCGAGCGUGUUGUACAUCUCUCUGCAUCGCUACGAUGACGGCAACUUCUUUCCUGGUAGUGGACAUCCCAGUGAGGUGGGUGCAGGUGCAGGCGAGGGCUUCAAUGUUAACGUAGGAUGGACAGGUGGUUUGAACCCUCCCAUGGGUGACGCAGAGUACCUGGCUGCAUUCAGAGCCGUGGUGAUGCCCAUUGCCCACGAGUUUUCCCCUGAUGUGGUGCUCGUGUCCGCUGGCUUUGAUGCUGUCGAGGGACAUUUGUCGUCACUGGGAGGCUACAAGGUCACAGCCAAGUGUUUUGGUUUCCUGACCCGUCAGCUGAUGUCACUGGCAGGGGGUCGGGUGGUAAUGGCUCUGGAGGGGGGACAUGACCUCAAGGCCAUCUGUGAUGCCUCUGAAGCCUGCGUAAGCGCCUUGCUGGGCAUGGAGGUGGAGCCCCUGUCCCAGUCCGUGUUGGACCAGAAGCCUUGUGAAAAUGCUGUCCAGUCAUUGCAGAAAGUCGUCCAGGUCCAAGGUGAGUACUGGCAAAGUGUGAAAGAUUCCACAGUGGAUCUCUCCUACCUGCAGGCGCAGAGACGGCGGCUGAGACGAGACUCGGACAGCGAGGCCGUCAGCGCCAUCGCCUCGCUGUCGAUGUGAGCUUUUGCCUCUGACAAGAAACAGCCAGAAAAACUGACGGAGAAAAGAGUGAGAGUCUCCUGACAGCUGCCUUUAACCAAGUCUCGAUGGAAACAAGCACACACACACACACACACACACACACAGCUAUGCUUUUGGACCAUCACUGGAAGCAGAUGUCCUCCUCAGUUCAACCAAUGUAUUCAUCGCCUCAUAAAAACUCCUAAGAACUGCAAACCUACUGGCUGCAGUCUGACCACUCUGAUUCAAACACACACUGAGAACAACAUUCACCUGGGCAAAAUUUACACCCUCGUGACGCCUCUACGGGCUUUUCCUGAAGAGGACAUCUGUCACUGAAGUGAGAAAUAGAUGAAAAGAAAGACAACUAGAGGCAGAUUAUUGAAGCAUCUCCAUUCCCCCGUAGCAAUGGGAGCUGAUAACAUGGCGUAGUUGGAACACACACUUGACAAAGCACAGCUCUGUGACUUUAAACAUUCAUCUUGUAAAUGACUUCCACAACACCUGCGAGAGACCACGCAGACUGUUGUCACCUUGAAGGCAGGGUCAAAGGUCUCCUGGCAUUACGGAGCCAAUCACUCAAGAGCGGAAGGAGUCGUCCCUACAGGACGCGCCGAGAUAUCAACCGCGUCCCACUAUGAUGAUGUCAUUUGUCUGAACGUGACAAAGAUCCAAUGAAGGAACAGAUGAGGGGCUUCUGAUCGUUUUGCACUGCACCGCUCUGUAAUGUGAACUGGACGAGAUAGAGGAGACGCAGCCACAUCGGCCAUGUUGACAAUCAAACAUCCUGUUUGUUCAUGUUUUUAGAUUAUUUGAAUAUUCAUUCAUUUUUGCGAAUGUCAGACGAUUUUUUUUUGUUGUUGUUUAAGAAUCCAGUAAGAGUGAAGCUACAGUGAAGUCUGAGAUGCAUAUGUUUCAUAUCUUUUUGUAAGUCCACAUAUUGUCUUAGAUAGUCUUAUUCUGUUCUUGCAGCAAGACUCUAGUUACAGUAUGGGCUCCCCUGCAGAUAAAAGAAGACGCUGCCGUCUUUUAUGAAGUGCAUCUUAGAAGUGUAGACAUACUGUAGUUUUUAUCGGUGGCAAUAGUCACAAUGAAGAGCUAAUAACUCUCGUCAUUGGAGUAUCAACAUCAGGGGAGAAAGACAUUAUUUACACAUCAGCAAAGACACAAAUCACCCAUGAUGCCUCAGUGCCUCGUGACCACUCAGAAAUGAUUGUAUAUGUGACAAUGCAAAUCACACUUUGGAUGAGACCCAAUCCAAACCCUUAAUGACAGCCCCACACUCAAAGUGCACUUAUAUUGCCCUCAGGAUGGCAGGAUCAGAAUGACUUGGGUCUUAAAAUCUGAACUUUGAUAAUGUUUGUUAAGUAGACCAGUGUUUCUACCUGUGGAUUUACAUUCCUGCUGUACUUGUAAUUUCUUUGAAACUUGUAUUUCUUUCAUGAUGAGGACAAACCGAUGUGUCCUUCGUCCGUCGCUGACGUAGCAACGUUCUGUUUACUGUCGGCGACGGGGAUGUUUUGCUCUCCGGACCAAACGACAACAUUUUAGCAGUAGGACGGAGCAAUAAUACUGAGAUAGUUGAAUAUCCACACAGUGCAAUUGGACACAGGUUAAGCGCAACCAAAGUUUAUGAGAACAAUGUGCCAUUCCUGGACUGGCAUGGCUUAAAGAACUUCAAAGACUUUCAAGAGUUUGUGAAUGUUUCUUUUUUUUCUAUCCAAACUUUGAACAGCACCAGAAGCACAGGACGGAUAUAUAAACAAAUUCAUUUCUCCAAAGAAAAAUGAUUUAUACAUUCAUAUUCUGUGUCUUUGAAGUGCUCUUUGCAUGUCUAACACAAUUAUGACGGUGCUAUGGAUUAUACUUUUUUAAGUGCAGUACAUUUGCUUUUUUCUUUCUUUCUUUCUUUCUUUAUGUUGCAUUGUGUACGCAACACGAAACCUGUCAAAUAUUUGUAGUGAAAAUGUGAAAACAAAUGACGGUGAGUCUCAGCUCCAUAUCAUGUAGGACAGUCUGAGUGCAGCUUUGCGUCGUCUUAUGAGAACAUUCGGGACAGUGACCUGACAUAUCGAAUGUCUUAUCUUUUGUCUUAAUUCAUGCAAAUGACUUAUUUUUGUAUUUGAUCUAAAAAAAAAUUAACCCUGUGCGUACGUAGAGACCAAAUUGUCAGCCUGUGUGCCUUAAAGUGGGCAACUGUGGCUAAGUGGAGAGCAGGGCCGUCCUUCAAUCAGACGAUCGGCGGUUCGAUCCCCGGCUCCGCU
Molecule: messenger RNA, 8502 nt
Organism: Anarrhichthys ocellatus (wolf-eel)
Lineage: Eukaryota; Metazoa; Chordata; Actinopteri; Perciformes; Anarhichadidae
Product: histone deacetylase 7-like
Exons: 25
Coding region: 3398-6238 (946 amino acids)
Biological process (GO): negative regulation of transcription by RNA polymerase II; epigenetic regulation of gene expression
Cellular component (GO): histone deacetylase complex
Molecular function (GO): histone deacetylase activity
Source: RefSeq, a predicted model, not a curated record